Messenger RNA from Protopolystoma xenopodis, 431 nucleotides. Lineage: Eukaryota; Metazoa; Platyhelminthes; Monogenea; Polystomatidea; Polystomatidae. The record is from the annotation of a GenBank genome assembly.
GUUUUAACUUGACCUUCCAAACUCUUGACUCGGCGCGCGAUAUCCCUCGGCCCUCUGCUUUCCCCGAUGCUCGGUGCUCCAUCCAGUUAAACUGCACUCGUUCUUCUAAGGUUCUGGACAAGGCGCGUUGGCACAAGCGAUUCUGCAUUCUAUAUAAUAUCACUCGCGAAAAUGUAACGCAGGUCUUUUUUGAAUAUUUCAAGGAUUCCUCUUGUAGCAAGCUCAGAGGACGCGUGGAUCUUGAACAUUGCGACAGAAUUAUCAACAAUGCAAACUGCUGUAUGCCAAAUACCUUCUCUUUACGAACUAUGUUCGAAGGGAGCCAGCGUGAUUAUUACUUUGCCGCUGAAAGUCAGGAGGUUAUGAUGCAGUGGGUCAAAGCACUUGUAACACUAAUAGGGAUGGUUGACACUACGGGUCGAUCCGUAUAA